Messenger RNA from Zeugodacus cucurbitae (melon fly), 4268 nucleotides. Its product is annotated as glutathione hydrolase 1 proenzyme. The record is from RefSeq and is a predicted model, not a curated record. Lineage: Eukaryota; Metazoa; Arthropoda; Insecta; Diptera; Tephritidae. Gene Ontology annotation, molecular function: glutathione gamma-glutamate hydrolase. Gene Ontology annotation, biological process: glutathione catabolic process. The transcript has 3 exons. The coding region runs from base 1813 to 3573 and encodes 586 amino acids. Gene Ontology annotation, cellular component: plasma membrane.
AAGCUUUAAAUUCUACAAAUUUAUAAUCAAAUAUAUUUUUUAAAUUUAUCAUUACAAAAAGGCGAACUUCAGUCGUAUGGAACCGAACUUCAUUUGAAUGGGUAUGUAUGGUAUAAGUAAUUUGGAAUGAUGAUUAUAUAUCCGCCAAUAAUUUAACAGUUCUAACAUGGUUCUCUAACCUUUGAACUCUCAAAAGAACACUUUAAUGUGGAGCAUUUUAAAACAAAGACGUUCGGGAGAUAUACUAUUUUAAUAACCCAAAUUUUGGUAUUUAAAAUAAUUGCAUUGGGUAUUAAAACGGAUUUUUUUGUCGAAAAUAUCGGAUCAAUCAUUCCAUGGGAUGAGGAACUUGGUAUCUGGACACGUUUAAAGAUCACAUGAAACAAUUGUCAUGAGGAAACAUUACUAUUUUUCGAGAUAUGUGUUGUUAUUGACGUACAUAUAUCCUUAUUUCACAAAUCAAAGGAAGUUAUUUACUGUUUAUCAGGUUGUAAGAAUACGAAAGAAGUAUUUAGAUUAAUUUGAUUAAUGUCUCCGCUAUAAAUAGUGUUUAAGGCAUGUCUAAAUGUGACUGCGCCCGAAUUUGUCGGUAAUAGGUUUAACCUCUUGAUAUUCCUGAGAGACGGCAGUUUCUACUGGGAUGUUUCGUUCGAAGUCAUGCCUUGACUAUUAGAAAUAUUAUAAAAAAUUAGUCUAAUCAAAUUAGUACAUCAUGGCUUCCUCUAACCACCCUGUAAAGUAUAUGGCCGCCGUGAACCGCUUCCACUCUUCUCUGAAGAUGGCUCAGUUUCCUACUAAACAUGCCUGUACCAGAGCGUUCCAGGAGGUUACCAUGCGGCGACCAGGCUUCAACUUCCUUGUCGCCGACACCUAUUUCCUACAUGGGUCUCUAACCUAGCGGAGGCUACUCUACUAGAUUAUAUAUAUUAUAUUAUAUAAUACUAAGAUUCCACCUCGCACUUCCGCCCCACUAACUGCUGCUUUAGGUAUAUUUCUGCCGACAUCUACUUGUUGCCUUUUUCCGGGGGUAGCGACACCCUAGAAUGGGGUAUUUGCAUCGGGCGGUUUGUGAGCCUCUCGGUACAUUGUCCGUGUUUAAGGUCGGUUCCGACUUUCCCUCUCUCUCAUCCAUUUGUUUAAGUUUAUUCAAAUUCAUGCUAAACGGGUCCCCACUUUGAGCCGCUAUUCACCUAACGAGGUGUCGCAUUUAAUGGUCCCUAGGUUAUUUCGAUUAGGAGACCAAAACGAGGUUUGACGCACGCCCUUAUGAGUAAAUGCAUUCAGAGCCAACCAGCACAAAUAGAGAGUCUUCACAACCUACACGUACCACAACAACUUAAUAAUGAAUGGAGGUAACACGUUCUGAAGAGCAUUAACCCACCCGCCAUUUCUGAAGGGUUUCACCUCCGCCCAGGUUUCAACCAAACACAAAACAAUCCUAUUCGUUGUCCGUGUCAAUCCAGAGUCAAAAAUCCGUCAGGAGUUUCAAAAGCUGCGAAACCCGCAGGUCAUUCAGUAUUAUCCAGGAUGCACCGCUAGGGAAGAUUAGUUUGGCCCAGCCGAAUGUUGUACAGUUUAAUAGAACACCGAACACUAUGACAAAGUACCGGUUACAAUGUGUUUUUAUCGAUUGCUGACAUGACUAGCAAUUUGGCUUAACCAACGUUAAUAAUUUGUCAUUGCGCAUGUCCUAAAUGUCAGGACAUUUUACGAAAAUUGACAUUUGCCGUUUACUAAACAGUCACAAAGUAAAUAGUGCUAGCAAGAAUUUGUUGAGUUAUUGCGCAACCUUUUCGCUAUCACGUUGUAGUGAUGAAUUUAAUUCACGGUGGUGUAAUUAUACUGAGCGCUGUAGUGUUUUUAUUCUACAAACUCUCAAAACAACGAAAUUCUUCGCUGCAAAACAAUCAAUUAUUACGGCCGCCGAACCCGGAAACGCCGCAGCCACCUUCAUUUUCGCCACUACACGUGUAUGAAAACGCAGCGGUCUGCUCUGACAGUGAUGUUUGCAGUCGAAUUGGCAGGGAUGUUAUUCAAAAGUCGGGUGGCAGCGCGGUUGACGCCGCCAUCGCCACACUCUUCUGCAAUGGAUUGCUGGCUAUGCAGAGCAUGGGACUCGGUGGUGGUGUACUCUUGAAUAUUUACUCAAGUGGCGAGCAACGCGCCUACAGCAUACUGAGCAGAGAACGUGCGCCACAAGAAUUUCAAUUGCCGGAGGGAAAUGUAAGCACUAUUUUCCAAUCGGCUUUGGGUAUUGCAGUGCCCGCCGAAGUUGCCGGCUAUGCGGUAGCCCAUCAGCAUUUUGGUAAGCUACCCUGGCGGCAACUGGUGGACCCAACAACAAAACUCUGCCGCCAAGGUUACACGCUGACCAAACAUCAACGGGAUGCGGUGUAUAUCAAUGGGAAAUUGCUUAAAGAAAAUUCGGUUUUACGUAAAAUGUUCGUGGACCCGAAAACAGGACAAGUUCAUAGAACGGGCGCACAUGUACGUCCACCGGAUGUGCUUUGUCGCACUUAUGAAGCACUGGCGCGUGAUGGCCCCAAUGAUUUUUAUAACGGUUAUCUGAUGAAGAAAGUAGUGAAAGAUUUACACGAUUUAGGUAGCCCCAUCAGUGAGGUAGAUAUGAGCAAUCUGACGGCUGAGUUGACAUUCUCACCAAAUGUAACAUUAGGGCCGUAUACGCUACAUUUCACACCACCACCCGGUAGUGGAUAUGUCGUAGGUUUUGUGAUGAAGAUCUUACAGAAAUUCAGUAAGAAAUUCGUGAAAGAAAGUGACAUCGACGACAGCGGCCUGCAUCACAUAGUUGAAGCGCUAAAAUUUGGGUUCGUUCAACGUUGGAAGCUAGAUAUGGAGGUACUCGAAGAGGAACUAACAAAUUUGACAAACUCCACACAUGCUCGUCAUUUGGCAUAUUUAAUAGAUGACGCCCGUACUUUUCGGGAUGCUACCAGUUAUGGCGCCAGCGAGUCAUUCGUUACACGUACAGAUCAUGGUACAGCACAUAUAUCGGUGAUGGCACCGAAUGGAGAUGCCGUGGCCGCAACAAGCUCCAUUAACUUUUACUUUGGCAGUGGCAAGAUUGGAGCACGCACUGGAAUUCUCUUCAAUAACGCUAUUUCGGACUUCACCAUCGAGGGUCUGGAAAAUUACUUCGAUCUGCCGAAUAUGCCGCAUAAGAAUCGUAUUAAACCCGGUGCUUCACCUAUGUCCUCGAUGAGCCCCAUUAUUGUUACCGAUCCGAAUGGCGAGGUGCGUUUGGUAACCGGUGCCGCCGGUGGCACGAAAAUCAUAUCUGUGCUUGUACACAUUUUGGUACGCAUACUCUGGCUGGAGCAGAAUAUUAAACAGGCCAUCGAUGCACCACGUUUUCACCAUCAAUUGGAACCGAAUAUUCUGGAAUAUGAGUAUGGAAUUUUGCAAAAUGUGGUGAAGUCUUUGGAAGCCAAGGGACACCAAACGAAACGUUACAGAGAGCGUGGUUCGGCCGUUUGUGGCAUUGAAAAGGUUAGGGGAAAGCUUUUUGCUAAUGCUGACUAUCGUAAAGAAGGCGAUGUUAGAGGUUUCUAAGGAUCGCGAGCUUUAAAUGUGAACUCGAGUGUUUUAUAUCGAUAAAAUGUGAUAAUAGUAAAUGAAAGUAGCGCAAAAACGAAAGAAUUACGCUUAUAAAUAUUAUAAAUAAGAAAAGACGUGUUUAGUAGAUAAAUAUUGUAUUAAAUUAAUGGAUUGAUAUUUUUCCCUAUUCACACUUUAAGAUGAAUUAGUGAGUAAUUAUUAAAUUCGAAUGCAAUAUUUAAUUUAAAUAUCAGUAAUUAUACAUAUAAAAAACUAAAUUAAUGUUAAAAUACAGUGCCGAAAACUAAUUACCCUCCAUAAAUUAAACAAAUAUAUUUGAUCUCAAAUAAACUAUAUUAAAAAAGAGUAAAACUUCGUUAGAUGAAGAAAUUAUUACAGUAAUACUAGCAGACCCGGCCACACGUUGUUGUGGCUAAGGUAUACAUUAAAUUAAGUUCGUCCAAUCUUGGCUUCGGCGACGAUAUUGAUUACUCGAGGUCGAUUUAUUUUACGCAGCAUGAUGACAACUCACACUACUUUAAAUUACAAAGUGAGAGGUGAUAGUACAGGCAAUUUUAAAUAGUUUGGGAUACGUCUUUUUUUGGUUUGUAGCUGUGUCAACUCUCCUGGACCGAAAUUCGAAAUUGUUGCAUUAAGAUCAUCGAUAUCCUUGUUUUUUUUUACCACCAAUAUACAGUGAGUCACAGUCA